AUCUGAAAAGGCAAUGUGGGUGUGGUUACAGCUCAAAUGAGUUGCACAACCUUUCACUGGAUUAGAAUAGCGCUUAGUGCAACACACAGGUCUAAACUUUGUGUAUUAUUGUUCUUCUCGCGCCAGGUUUCGAGAGCACGAGAGAACCCCACACUCCUCACGAUUUUCCUUUAAAAAAGUAGUACUGAUAUGCUUCGCUGAGUUCUUUGAUAAUCUCAUUUUCAUGGAAAGUAUGGCAUCUGGCGGUAGAUCAGAAACUGCCGGGGAAGAGGAGGGGCAGAUUCCUCUCGACAUUGAUAACGUUCAUCUGCUUCUACAAGUUGAACAGGAGCAAAUCCAGAAGAGGACCUUUACCAACUGGAUAAAUGCACAGCUAGUAAAGCACAGACCCCCCACAGUUGUUCUGGACUUGUUCACAGAUGUCAGGGAUGGAAACAGGCUUCUGGAUUUACUGGAGGUGAUAUCUGGACAGCCAAUGAGUCGUGAGAGGGGGAGAAGCAUUUUCCAGUGCAGAGCCAAUAUUGAAACCGCCUUGACAUUUCUGAGGAGGAAAUCAAUAAAACUUGUCAACAUUAACAUUCCUGACAUAAUUGAAGGCAAACCAUCUAUUGUUCUUGGCCUGAUAUGGACAAUCAUUUUGCAUUUUCAUAUCGAAGAGCUUGCCAACUCUCUGGCAUUCAGUUCCAGGCAGUCCUCCAUGGAGUCUUUGGCCAGUAUAGAUUCCUGUUCUACCAUUGACAGCUCAUCAUCAAGAAGGAGUGGCACCCUACACACCAAGUUCAAGCUGUCUGCAAAGAAGGCUCUCCUCCUAUGGGCUAGGGAGCAAUGUCAGAAGGCCGGUGCUAACAUCAGCAUUAAAGACUUUAAGUCCAGCUGGAGAAGUGGCUUAGCGUUUCUGGCCAUCCUUAAUUCCCUGAGGCCAAAUUUGGUGGACCUGCAGAAAACAAAGAGCAGAACAAACCGAGAAAACCUGGAAGAGGCGUUCCGAACUGCAGAGCAUGAGCUAAAGAUACCAAGACUUCUGGAACCAGAAGAUGUGGACAUCAAUGACCCUGAUGAUAAAUCCAUCAUGACUUAUGUGGCACAGUUCCUGCAGUAUUCUAAAGAUUUGCCCGUGUCCGAAGAAGAAAUGCAGCAGCUCUAUGUCACUUCUCCUCAAACUCCUUCUCCUGUCAGACUGUCACCUCGCCUGACACAGGCAAUCUCCUCCCCUAACCUCCAAAAGGCACACCUGCUUCUGCCUCCAUCUUUCAUGUAUUCUCACGUAAAGACUGAAAUUUCCCCAUUUCCACCAGCAAGGGGAAAUCUAAACCAGAAAGUCAAAGGAGUCAUGUCCUGGCUUACACAAGCAGAGCAGGAGCUGGAGGGGUCCAUUGGAGAAGCAGAUAAGGAAAGCUAUGAAGAGAAAUUCCAUGCAUUUCAAACUUUUGUUACAACAUUUAAUGAGCAGAAAAGACCCAUUAUGCCUUUGCUGACAGCCAUGAGGAAAACCACACAACUGACUGAGGAUCAGGUUCGAUUGAAAGAAGCUUGGAAUAAAGUCACGUCUAAGAUCAGGGAAUAUAAAGUUGCUCUGGACCUUGAUUUGCCUUCCCCCCUGGAUGGUGUGGGAGUCUGGCUUCAGAAGAUAGAACCUGUCUUGGGGGAGGAGAUAGCCGAGUCCCAGGACCAUGAAGAGGUUGCAGGCCGAAUCCGGGACACACUUCAUCUGCUAAAGUCUUUGAUGGAAGAAAUGGAUGUUCACUGGCAAACCCUUCAGAAAUUCCCAAAUAAAGAUGAAAAUGGAGCCACUCGAGUACCACAAGAGAAAAUAGACGAAUUGAAAAGAAGGUUUACUAGUGCGAGGGUCACAGCCAAGUACCAUGGGAUUAAACUGGAAUACCAGGAAUCAAAGCACUCUGUGCAGGCUUUGAUAUGUGCAGUGAACAGCAAAUUAAAUACGUGGAAAAAAAAAUAUGGGACUAAAGAAUCUGUAAAGCUGCUUCAACUGGACUGGCAUGAUUUCGUAGAGAAGCAGAGCUUUGUUACCUGCCUGGAGGCUGCCACUGAAAAGCUGAAGUUAGUUGCCAGCAAUUACACAAGCAGGACUGCUUUAGCUGCCGACUCUCAGUAUAUCAACAAGUUCCUGAAGCAAGUGGACUGCGACUCCUCUGUUUCUCUGGCGUCCAUCAGGAAUGUGAAAGCCAUUUUAGCUCGAGUUGUUUCUGGCUGGGACACCUACACAGAGAACUAUAAUUUGCUUCAGCAGUGGCUAAAGGAUGCACAGGCCCAAACACAAAUACACACAGCAGAGGUCAUGUCAGACUGGAGCACAAGACACGGUCGCUUGAAUGAAGCUGGUAACUUUUUAAUGGAGGUCACCAAUGAGCAAACCAGUUCUCAACUCUCUGAAGAACUGAAGAAACUAAACAGACAAUGGGCCGACUUCAUAAAGAGAACUACAUUUGAGAUCAUUCCCCAACCCUGUGAAAGCCCAAGGAAGACUGAUAAUACCGCAGCCAUCAAUAUCAUGAUAGACGAAGCAACACAGAUCCUGCAUGAGCGCGUCGAUAUAUCAGCAAGCUCUCUCAGGACCUAUAUUAAGAGGCUAGAGGACUUGAAAAGAAAAAUAGAGGAGGUGGAUUUGGAUUUCAUCCUUCAGUCCCCAGAAAAAUCACCUGUAGAGUUUCCACCUGUGAAGAAUGUAAAAGACACUCUUUCAGAGAUUGCAGAUAAGUGUUCUGGAGUUCAACAAGACUGCCAGCUCUUACUCAGCCAUGUGGUCACCCUGGAGAGCAGCUUAGCUUUACUGGAACUGUGGGAAUCGGAAGCAGGAAACAUUUUCAAUAGUCUGAACAUGAAGCAAAAGGGACAAGAAAUCGACAAGAAAUCUUUACAACUCUUAAUCACCAGAGGCAAGGAGUUGGAGAGACAAGUUGCAACAGCCCAGGAGAUUGUGCUCAUUGUAGCAGAAAACAUUGCAAAGAACAGGUCCCUUCAUCACCUCCAAGCGUCUGGCCUACAGUCAAGAGUGAACGCAGUGAAAGACACUCGCCAGGUGACAAUGACAAAUUUAAACUCUGCCAUGCAAACAAAGGAAGCAAGCUCCUCCUCGGAAGCUGACAUCAAGAUAAGGUUUGAAAGUUCAAAACAGAAACUCCAGGCCUACAUCACGGAUGCUCUGGCACUUCUCAGUGAGAAGCACACCUCUGAAGAAAGAGUGGCAAAACACGAGGAAACCCUAACAAGAUCUGAAACAAACAUCCUGGAAGAGUUUCUGGAAGCAACUGAGCAAAUAAAACAAAUCACUCCCUCAAAUCAACAGCAAGAAGUAGAAAAAAUAAGCAAAUAUCUUCGGGAACAGUGGGAGGCUAUUCACGUAGAAAUCCCACUCUAUUUACAUCUGAUGAAAUUUGAGGUUGAAAAAGGAAAAUGUAAUGGAGCUGUUUCACAGUGCGAGAUGCAAAUUAACAAAGAAAUCAAGCUUAUUAAUUCAGCCUGCAUAGCCGGUCUUAUUAAAGAACACCAGGCUUGCUUUUCCCCUGAGGGCAGUCUGGGUCAGGCCGAUGAUCAUUUACAGGCUAUGAAGGGGAUCUGUGAAAAACUGACCGCUGACAGCAGCUACAGUCUCACCAAAACCCAGCUUACUAAAUGUGAGCAGCGAAAAGAAGAAAUCGAACAGAGAGCAAGACAUGUAUAUGAGAAUCUACUAACUCGUCACAAUGAACAACAGUCUUCUGAAAAGAGACAAUCUUCAGGACAUGCUGAACUCAAGGUAGCUGAUGUUGACAGCCCUGUAGAAGCUGUUUCUUCAGUUUCAUCUAAAGUGCUGCUUACCACUACUCAGGUAACGGUGAGGGUUGCAAAUAUCCCAGUGGUGCAACAAGCUGUAAAACUGAAUGUUGAGGAAACUGUACCGGCCGUUCAAGACAAACAGGACUUGACUGAGACUGAGGUUUUGAAGAGCUAUAGAGAGUCAAAGAGUGUCUUCGAGGUGCAACUGAAGAAGAACAGAGAACUCAUUCUCUCUGAAUUUCCUGAAGAUAUGGUGGAUACGUCAGUCCUGCGCAUCAAGUGUCAAGAAUUACAGGCAGCUCAAGAGGAGACUGAAACUUUUUGGUUUGAGUUUGAAAUUCAGUCUUCACAGCUUAAAGGAAACAUGAGGGAACCUGAAACCAGGAAAAGAAUAAACCACGAGUGGAGAGAACUCAAGCCAAGCCUCCAAGCCAGACUGAAGUCCAUGGAAACUACAGUAGGAAUCCUUGUUCCUGUGGAGAUUCAAGUUACUCAGCUUUCUGAUUUACUAGACCAGUACCAAAAGAAGCCCAAGACUUUGAAGCGGUUUACAGUGACUGGUGCUGACUCAGUUCAAAAGGAUAUAAAGGAACUUCAAGAACGUAUCCAGCGCCACAUAGUAAACAGCAGUGUUUUAGAGAAACCAGGGAGCCCCUCUGUUGCAGGAUUAGACUCCAGAGACCAACUGGCAAUCCAUAAGAUUGUUCUUGUCUGCAAAAAGAAACUACAAAAGAUGAUCUACAGCAUACAUGACAGCGAAGUGGUCAUGAAAACCCUGGAAGCCUUUUUAGCGUCACUGAGAACGGCUGAAAAUGAUAUUGAUCGUUUACCAGCUGCUCCAUCUGCGGAUGUGGAUGCCUUGCGUAAAAGCAAAAUAAAGUUAGAAGUGAUCCAGAAAGAUAUCAACUUCAUGAGGGACAAAGGUGUCCACAUAGAUGAGCUGCUGAACAAGGCUGAGAUCUGCCUGCAGGAGGCUGAAUCCAGUAAAGCAAUGACCUGUCAACAAAUGAUUGCAGUACUUUCCCAGAAACUAGAGGACACAAAAGAGUUUAUAAUGAAACGCGAACAAAGUCUUCAACAAGAAGAAGUGCUCCGGCCAAUCCUUGUUAGAAAGGAGGACCUGAUAAAAACUCUACGGGAUGUACAACAGAAAACCGACAGUGAGGGACUGAAGGAACCGACAUUACCUGCACUUCAGCAAAGGUUGAGGUCCUUAAAAGAACUAAGGAACAAUCUGGGUUCCUUUGAAGGAGAACUGCUAAAACUCAGAGAAACAGCCAAUCAGCUUGUACUGAUGUCAAGUGAGGAAAAAACCAAGCAUCUUGUGGACUUGGAUACCCUUUGGGAGGAAACAGAGAGAUCAGUAACUGAGGGAUUGAAAUCCAUGGAAACUGCUGUUGGAUUCCUUGUCCCAUUGGAUAAUGAAGUCGCUCAGCUUUCUGAUUCACUAGACCAGUUCAAAAAGAGGCCCAAGACUUUGAAGCGGUUUACAAUGCCUGGUGCUGCCUCUGUGCAAAAGGAUUUAAAGGAACUUCAGAGACGCAUACAGCGCAACAUCAGAAACAGCAGUGCGUUUGAGAAACUAGAGAGCCCGGCUGCUGUGGGAUUGGACCCCAGAGAUCAACAAGCUAUCCAAAGCACUGUGCUUGUCUGUAAAAAUAAACUGGAAGAGAUGGACCACAGCAUGCAUGACAGUGAGGUGGCCAUGAAAACCCUGGAAGCCUUUUUAGCGUCACUGAGAACGGCUGAAAAUGAUAUUGAUUGUUUACAAGCUGCUCCAUCUUCUGAUGUGGUUUCUAUACGCAAAAGCAAAGUAGAGUUAGAAGCGAUCCAGCAAGAUAUAAACUCCAUGAGGGACAAAGCCGUCCACAUAGAUGAGCUGCUGAACAAGGCUGAGAUCUGCCUGCAGGAGGCUGAAUCCAGUAAAGGAAUGACCUGCCAGCAAAUGAUUGCAGUACUUUCCCAGAAACUAGAGGACACAAAAGAGUUUAUAAUGAAACGCGAACAAAGUCUUCAACAAGAAGAAGUGCUCCGGCCAAUCCUUGUUAGAAAGGAGGAUCUGAUAAAAAAUCUACGGGAGGUACAACAGAAAACCGACAGUGAGGGACUGAAGGAACCAACAUUACCUGCACUUCAGCAAAGGUUGAGGUCCUUAAAAGAACUAAGGAACAAUCUGGGUUCCUUUGAAGGAGAACUGCUAAAACUCAAAGAAACAGCCAAUCAGCUUGUACUGAUGUCAAGUGAGGAAAAAGCCAAACAUCUUGUGGACUUGGAGACCCUGUGGGAGGAAACAGAGAGAUCAGUAACUGACAGAUUGAAAUCCAUGGAAACUGCUGUUGGAUUCCUUGUCCCAUUGGAUAAUGAAGUCGCUCAGCUUUCUGAUUCACUAGACCAGUUCAAAAAGAGGCCCAAGACUUUGAAGCGGUUUACAAUGCCUGGUGCUGCCUCUGUGCAAAAGGAUUUAAAGGAACUUCAGAGACGCAUACAGCGCAACAUCAGAAACAGCAGUGCGUUUGAGAAACUAGAGAGCCCGGCUGCUGUGGGAUUGGACCCCAGAGAUCAACAAGCUAUCCAAAGCACUGUGCUUGUCUGUAAAAAUAAACUGGAAGAGAUGGACCACAGCAUGCAUGACAGUGAGGUGGCCAUGAAAACCCUGGAAGCCUUUUUAGCGUCACUGAGAACGGCUGAAAAUGAUAUUGAUCGUUUACAAGCUGCUGCAUCUUCUGAUGUGGUUUCUAUACGCAAAAGCAAAGUAGAGUUAGAAGCGAUCCAGCAAGAUAUAAACUCUAUGAGGGACAAAGCCGUCCACAUAGAUGAGCUGCUGAACAAGGCUGAGAUCUGCCUGCAGGAGGCUGAAACCAGUAAAGGAAUGACCUGCCAGCAAAUGAUUGCAGUACUUUCCCAGAAACUAGAGGACACAAAAGAGUUUAUAAUGAAACAUGAACAAAGUCUUCAACAAGAAGAAGUGCUCCGGCCAAUCCUUGUUAGAAAGGCGGAUCUGAUAAAAAAUCUACGGGAGGUACAACAGAAAACCGACAGUGAGGGACUGAAGGAACCAACAUUACCUGCACUUCAGCAAAGGUUGAGGUCCUUUAAAGAACUAAGGAACAAUCUCGGUUCCUUUGAAGGAGAACUGCUAAAACUCAGAGAAACAGCCAAUCAGCUUGUACUGAUGUCAAGUGAGGAAAAAGCCAAACAUCUUGUGGACUUGGAGACCCUGUGGGAGGAAACAGAGAGAUCAGUAACUGACAGAUUGAAAUCCAUGGAAACUGCUGUUGGAUUCCUUGUCCCAUUGGAUAAUGAAGUCGCUCAGCUUUCUGAUUCACUAGACCAGUUCAAAAAGAGGCCCAAGACUUUGAAGCAGUUUACAAUGCCUGGUGCUGCCUCUGUGCAAAAGGAUUUAAAGGAACUUCAGAGACGCAUACAGCGCAACAUCAGAAACAGCAGUGCGUUUGAGAAACUAGAGAGCCCGGCUGCUGUGGGAUUGGACCCCAGAGAUCAACAAGCUAUCCAAAGCACUGUGCUUGUCUGUAAAAAUAAACUGGAAGAGAUGGACCACAGCAUGCAUGACAGUGAGGUGGCCAUGAAAACCCUGGAAGCCUUUUUAGCGUCACUGAGAACGGCUGGAAAUGAUAUUGAUCGUUUACAAGCUGCUCCAUCUUCUGAUGUGGUUUCUAUACGCAAAAGCAAAGUAAAGUUAGAAGUGAUCCAGCAAGAUAUAAACUCCAUGAGGGACAAAGCCGUCCACAUAGAUGAGCUGCUGAACAAGGCUGAGAUCUGCCUGCAGGAGGCUGAAUCCAGUAAAGGAAUGACCUGCCAGCAAAUGAUUGCAGUACUUUCCCAGAAACUAGAGGACACAAAAGAGUUUAUAAUGAAACGCGAACAAAGUCUUCAACAAGAAGAAGUGCUCCGGCCAAUCCUUGUUAGAAAGGCGGAUCUGAUAAAAAAUCUACGGGAGGUACAACAGAAAACCGACAGUGAGGGACUGAAGGAACCAACAUUACUUGCACUUCAGCAAAGGUUGAGGUCCUUAAAAGAACUAAGGAACAAUCUGGGUUCCUUUGAAGGAGAACUGCUAAAACUCAGAGAAACAGCCAAUCAGCUUGUACUGAUGUCAAGUGAGGAAAAAGCCAAACAUCUUGUGGACUUGGAGACCCUGUGGGAGGAAACAGAGAGAUCAGUAACUGACAGAUUGAAAUCCAUGGAUACUGCUGUUGGAUUCCUUGUCCCAUUGGAUAAUGAAGUCGCUCAGCUUUCUGAUUCACUAGACCAGUUCAAAAAGAGGCCCAAGACUUUGAAGCGGUUUACAAUGCCUGGUGCUGCCUCUGUGCAAAAGGAUUUAAAGGAACUUCUGGAAAGUACUCAGUGCUACAUCAGAAACAACAGUGCCUUUGAGAAAACAGGGAGCCCAGCUGUUGCUGGCUUGGACCCCAGAGACCAACAAACGAUCCAAAGCAUUGUGCUUGUCUGUAAAAAUAAACUGGAAGAGAUAGACCACAGCGUGCAUGACAGUGAGGUGGCCAUGAAAACCCUGGAAGCCUUUUUAGCGUCGCUGAGAACGGCUGAAAAUGAUAUUGAUCGUUUACAAGCUGCUGCAUCUUCUGAUGUGGUUUCUAUACGCAAAAGCAAAGUAGAGUUAGAAGCGAUCCAGCAAGAUAUAAACUCCAUGAGGGACAAAGCCGUCCACAUGGAUGAGCUGCUGAACAAGGCUGAGAUCUGCCUGCAGGAAGCUGAAUCCAGUAAAGGAAUGACCUGUCAGCAAAUGAUUGUAGUACUUUCCCAGAAACUAGAGGACACAAAAGAGUUUAUAAUGAAACACGAACAAAAUCUUCAACAAGAAGUUCUCCGGUCAAUCCUUGUGAAAAAGAAUGCCCUGAUGACACGUCUACAGGAGGUUCAAGAGAAAGCAGACAGUGUGGGACUGAUGGAACCAACAUUGCCUGCACUUCACAAAAGGUUGAGGAUCUUAGAAGAACUAGAGAACCAGAUGCGCUCCUGUGAAGGAGACCUGCAAAGACUAAGAGAAAGAGCCAAUCAGAUCCCUCCGACAUCACGUGAGGAGGAAACUAUGAGCCUUGUGGACCUGGAUACCCUGUGGGAGGAAACAGAACGAACAGUAACCGAAGGGCAAGAACAAUGCAGUGUGUUGAUGGGACUGCUGAAGAAAUUUCAAGGCUACCGAAGUGAUCUAUCCAACACUUUGCAGAGAGCAGAAACCACCAUUUCAGAGCAGGCUUCUUACAUGGGAAAGGACAACUUGCACCGACUCAUAGAGAAGGUCGGCACAAUGAAGGAGGAGCUGAGUGGCUCUUCUGACCACAUUGAUGAAAUCCGAACCGUCUGCAGACAGCUGCAGUCACAGCUGAAGAAAAUCCAGAGCUGUAAAGACACUGCAUUUGAGAGCGAGGCAGACUCUCUCGUCGACCGGUGGUUAGAUGUGACUGAGAAGACUGACGUCUAUCUGGAUAAUAUAAAAUGUGGUCUGACACUGUGGGAGAAGCUCAUUAGUUUAGCCAGUGACAUUGAAGAAUGGACAACGAUCAAGCUGGGGGCAUUUUCAGAGCAUCAUCGCUUCAGAAACCAACAGGAGAUCACAGAUUUGGAGGAUGAAAUACAGGCUCAGGAGAGGAAUAUUGAGCGUUUUCACUGUAGAGCUGCUGAGAUACAAGAGCUUCUGCAAAGCAAAGAAUCUCCUUUGGAGCUACAGGUCAUCGAAACCCAGCUGAAGAAGAGGAUGGAGCACGUUAAAGAACUCUAUGAAGACAGCAGUGAAGUGUUUCAAGAGUUCACUGCUGUCAAGAAGCACAUUGCAGACAGACUCAUCCAGUCCCAUUGCUGUCUACAGGCUAUCCAAGAGUCUGUACACAGCCUUGCUGUUUCUGACCAUCCAAACAUUUUUGAUCGAUUAAAGCACAUCAACGAGGACCUCCUGAAUCAGACAGAACAGGUGGAUUCUCUUCUGGUAGAGAUUAACCUCCUGGCCAGCGUGGCCAAUCCACAAGACCUGGAAGAAUUGAACAGGAAUGGAGCAAAACUAACAGAAAACCUUCAAAGUGUCCAAGAGUUGCUCCUUGAAAAGGUCCACUCCACUGAGGACCAUUUCAUCCACCAGCUAAGUGAUGAGGUUAAAGUGAAUGAAGACUGGCUUCAGGAUAUUCAGCUGUCAGUGAAUGAAUGUUUUGAAUAUCCUGAGCAAAGGCAGGAUGUUGAAGCUUCUCUCCAUAAACUAAAUGAUUUCCUGAUGUCCGAAGAUGGAGAGAAGAAAAUCCAUAACAUUAAAAAGCGCUUCAGUGAAAUAAGAACCCAUCUGCCUGUGAAACAUGUGAACCAGAUCAGUGGCUGGCUGCAGGACCAGGAGGCAGAGCUCAAGACAUUUACAUCACACUGCCAGCAGAAACACAGGGAUCUCCAGGACUGCCUAGAAUCACUCAAUAAGCUGCAAGAAGAGUACACGCUUCUUGAUCGGUGGUUGCAGAGCAAGGUACAGAAAUCCCUUCCGGCUGAAGGACUGGAGCAGUUCUAUCAGGAAAUUGUAAAAGAAAGGGAAAAGUUUGAUGGCCUAAGCAGCAUAGUUGAUUCCUUAAGGAAGCAAGGGCUCACCUAUGACCAAGCUGUCAAAGAAUCUUCAAAACUGAUCGAAAGGUAUCAGAAUCUGCUGGUGCAAGUCGCCGCGGAAACAGAAGCACAAGAGGCUCUUUCCAAAGAUCUGGAGGCUUUUGAUUCUCUCAGAGACGGCACACUCGCUUGGAUAAUGGGUUUAAAAGAAAGCAUUGACACUGUGCGAUCAACAGAGGGCAGCAAAAGCAUGAUCGAAGAAAGAAUACAGCGCACAGAGGAAAUCCUUCAGCGUAAACCUGAAGGGGAUUUGAAAAUACAACUCUUGAACGAUGCAGGCACUAAACUGGCAGAAAAGAUGCGCCUUGACAAUAGGAGAAGGCCUGAGACCAAGCAGACAAUAGUUGAGAUCACAGGACAGUGGAAUAGUGCUUUACAAUCUGCAGAAGAGCAUUGCAGCCACUUAAAGGAAAUUCUAGGUCGAUGGAACAGUUACUUGGAAGCCAAAGAAAAAGUUCAGUUAAAAAUAAGUGAAAUCUCGCAACAGAAAUUAGACCUUUCUGUGGAGUUCGUGUGGCCGGACCUGACAGGGAAAUAUGAAUCACUGGAGAAGUGCAGGAUGUUGCUACAAGAAGCCCACAGCAUAUUAACAGCAUUUGAUAUGCUAAAAGUGCAAAAGGAUGCCCUUUUUCACCUUACUCAUGAUGUGAAUUUUAAUGAAGCAUCUUGGGUUGAAAUGUUAAACCCUAAUUACUGUCUCCUGAAGGAUUUAAAGGGUUUGGUUCAUACAUUGGAAGAUAGCAUUGAGAGGCACCAUCACUAUCAGAAGUUACUCAAGGAGUUCCAUACCACUCAAGACUCAUUUAGUGAAGAAAUCCCAUCUCUCAGAGCUACUCCUAAAGAAAGACCAGCAUUGGAAAAGACCCUUGAUAGAUUAAAGGGUAUGCUGAAUCCCAUCUCCCGUCAAGAAGAAGUAAUAAGAGACGUAACAGCUCUGGGUGAUUCCCUGAAGAAAAAUACCACUCGGUCCGGGCAGACAGCGAUCACACAGGAGAUUCAGAGCCUUCAGAGCCAGCACCAAGACACGAGAAGGGCAAUAGUGCAGAUGGAGGAGCACUGUGAAGGUUUGCUGAAUGAAAUCCUCCUGUCCGAGAAGGAGUUUACCAGAAGAGUACAACGGAUGAAGCAAGAUGCUGGUGAACUAGAGGAGGAGUUGAGUGUGCUUUCCCAAACACUGAGUCCGAUACAGGAAAACUCCAGCUUGGAUGAGCUAGCAGAACAUUGGCGGGUGAACAUGGGCACAAAGAACACUUUGGAUCGACUUGAAAGCAGAGUGGAAAAUCUUAAAGCUGACCAACAGUUUUGCACAUCUCAGCAAAUGCUUCCAGAAGCAACUGUGGCUGCCGCUGAAGUAAUCCAAAAGUAUUACAGCUUAUUGUCGCAAACCUCAGAUGGGUUGCACAGUAGUAAAGUGACCCUAGAAAAUCGUUUCUUCAAGCCUUUACAAGCUUUACAGCAGUGGACACUUACAGUCAAGUCAGCAUUGUGUGUUCAGACCCACCUGUCUCCAGACUCUGCCCUUGCCACAAGUACCAUUCAGGAUCUUCUCAACCACCGUGAAAUGCUAAAGAAAGAACUGAAGGAUGUUCUGCCAUAUCAAGAGCUCCUGAUGGAUGCUGUAGGACAGGAGCAGAGUGAGAAGCUGGCAACAGAAAUAUCAAACACAUUACAAGAGGAGAAUCAAUAUACCAGCACUCUCUGUCAAGAACUACAGGCUCUUGAGGAUAAAAAGAGACACGAAGAGGAAAGCAGAUAUCAGCUGUCUGAUACAUUAGCUAGAGAAACUGGAAUUGAAAAGGAAACACCUCAGCCUGAACUCCCAGAGGAACAUCAACAGAUUCAAACACCUCCGACAAUUCAGGAUCAAAAGAAACACGAAGAAAAAGGCAACUAUCAACUGAUUGACUGUCCAGAUGAAGAAGUUGGAGCAGAAGUGGAACAAACCCUUCAACCAGACCUCCUGGAGCAACAGAUUCAGACAUCUGAGACCCAUCAGGAUAUUCUGGUUCCGCCUGGUGAAGGUCAAAAGAAGCUAAUAGAGGUGAGGUCAGUCGAGCAGCUACAGAUAGACACUGGGGGGCUGGAAAUGUCUUCCUCCAUUGCCAGCCAUGGAACCUUUGGGGAAACAAAGAGGUAUGAAGAUAAAAACAAUUGGGAAGAGGCUGCUGGUUCUGCUACAGUAACUGAACUCAACCAGGAACAAACACCACUGCCUGACCUCCCAGUGGAACAGAAACUGAUUCAAACACGUCAGGCUCCUCAGGAUCAAAAUAAACUUGGAGAAGAGGCUAAUCGUCAACAGACUGACAGUUCAACAACAGGAACUAGACAACAGAAGGAGCCAACAUCUCAACCUAGUCUUCCAGAACAACAGAGGCAUAGAGCUGAGACGCAUCAGGAACUGGAGUACAGUUCUUCUGAAGGACUUUCUGCACAGAGCAAGGGCCCACAGUUCACAGAAUUAGAGCUGGAUUCGGAACACGUUCCUGCUGCUGAUAGCAGGAGUACUCAAGUCCUUCAACAGCAAGAUGGUAAUCUGAAUGAAAUGCAAACCUCCUCCAAAGAUUUUCAGCUGGGGACUGAAACUGCCUCCCAAUUGCACAGACCUGCUGAGUGCAUGGACAUUGAAGGAGACAAAUUGAAGAAGGCUUUGACAAGAUAUGCUGCUUUAAAAACAAAACUGGAGACAGAACUUAUUGAAGCCUCCCAAAGGGUCAGUUACCUUAAAUUUCAAGCUGCUGAACUAAAUAUAGAAGCAAUGAACAAACAGCUGAAUGAAACAGAGGAAGUUUCCAGGGACUUUGAACAGAAGCAAGCUGCGGCUUUGAAGCAGAUGGAAGAUGCUGAAGUCAGUGAACUCAGGACAGUAACCCAAACUGAUGUUGAACACAUUCAGGCGCAGUGGAAUAAACAUGUACAAGACCUAUCCUCUCUAAAACAAUCCAAAGAAAGCCAGCUGUCUCUGAUUAAAGAAUAUCAUUGUAGCGCUGAUACUGUCAAACACUUAUUUGAAAAACUAUCUGCUGAGCUGGAAACCUUGGAACAGGGUCCUGUGGAAAGUUGUUCAUUACAUGCAGAAACAGUUCAGAAAAUUCUAUCCACCAUCGAGCAAGAAAAAGUUAUCUUGAAAGAACUGGGUGAGAAGCAAGAGCAAAUAUCCCAUCACUUGAAUGAAACUGAGAAAAAAGCUCUACAAUUUCAGCUGGAACACUGGGAUCAGAAGGGGAACCAGAUGGCAUCAGCAGCAGAAAGGACACUCAAUGUGGUGUCCAAAGAGGUUGAGGAGUACAGAUGCCUUCUGUUAGAGUCACAAGAGCUGCAGAAGCAGGUUGAUAACCUGCAGCUUUCACUUACUGAUCUGAAGGGAUCGCCACCUGAGGAAGAAAUCAACAAGAGGAAAAGCUGGAUGAUCCUAAGUGCUGACCUAACGGCUGCUCAACACAAUUUCACCCAUCUAAAGAGAAGCUCACAGAUAUUGAUUCAGCACAUGCUAGGGCAAAGGGAGAAGGACACCUUGGAAAAUUCAGUCCACCAGUUGCAAGCCCGGUUAGACCUCAUGCAAGAACAAGCUUCGGCACACAGCGAGGAGGAGGAGGAGGACACCAGCAGCGCCACCACCAUCGGCAAAGUUAUGAAGGUGAUAAAGGAGGCUUUCAUGUGGGUAAAGAAGGCCGAUGGUGACAUCACAGCGAAUAACAGAAUAGCGCUGUUUCCGGAAGACGUCAGUGUUCAGAUAAAGAAUCUCAAGGAAUUGCAGUCCGAAAUAAUAGCCAAGCAGUCCACAAUGGACUCCUUUGUUUCGGAGGUGAAGGUAUUGAUGUCAGGGUUGGAUGAGAAAGAUGUUCCUAAAGUGUCUUAUUUGCUGCAAACAUUGAGUGAUUUGCAUAAGUCAGCUGCUCAGAAAUCAACCCAAAAACUACAUGAACUGGAGUCUGCCUUGCAGGCUCGAGAGAGGUUAUUUGAAAAAAUUGCUUCCAUUAAUACCUGGUUGGAAGCACAUACCGAAAAAGAACACAUUAAAGAAAAUGAUAGUGAAAGCAAUACUUUAGAGCUUGAGCAUCAAGUCAAAGAGAGUAAUGACAUUUUACAUGAGUCCAAAGAACAGGAGAUGCUUCUGGAAUCUCUUUUGAUGAACAGCAAGGAGAUAUCUGCAGAGAUUAACAUUUCUGAAAACUAUUACUUGAGCGACAGAUUAAAAUGCCUUCAGAACAAUAUCAAAAGAGUUAUUACUUCUCAAAAAAAGAGAUGUUGGAAUGUAGAAGAAAUGUUAAAUACACGUAAAAAUACAGAAGGGAAAUUGGAAUCACUGGCGUGUAAUCUGAAAGAGACAAUGUCAUACAUGAACAUAGAUGGGAUUUUAUUAAGUAAGGAUGCUGUUUCCACUAGAAAUGCCUUAAAACUUAAAAUAUUAGAACAUAAGUCUCAACUUGAUCAGUUAUGUAGCUGUGAAUAUUUCGAAAAAGAAAAGCUGAGCGAACUACAGUCUCUGCUUGCUGAUGCAGAGAAGAAAAUGAAAAAGUUGAAUUCAAGUGUUCAGGAAUAUGAGCAGUAUCAGACUGUUUUGCAAAACAUUGAGCAUCUCAAAGAACGUGCAGAGAAAGAAAUCCUGCACAUUAAAGAAGCGCCUGGUUUUAAAAUCGACAAACUUAAAAGAUGUCAGGUUCUUCUCCUUGAUCUCCAGCAAUGGAUGUUGUUAUGUCAACAGUCUGGUGACACUUUAAACAAGAUCUCCCCAACUUUGGAUCCAACAUUGUUGGACUCUGAGGAACAGAGAAUCCAAUAUUUAGUAGAGGAGUGUAACAAGUGGAACCAGGCUCUCCAGAAGGAGUCUCUUGACCUUGAGAAACAACUUUUAGAGGAACAAGACUUCCAAACAGUACAGGAAAACACUUUGGACUUCUUAAGGGAAGCAAGGCAUGAGCUUGCAUCUUCAUGCUUGAGCUUGGAUCAAGAAGUAAUUGAAAGGAAACUUCAAGAGUGCAAAGCCCUUCAAAACUACAUGCAAGUACGCAUGCGUAUCCUCAAGUCUCUAGAGCACAAAGAACUUGAAUCUCUGAAGAAGGCAGCCUCAGAUUCACCUGGUACCACGGAGAAGAAGUGUAAUGAAAUGGAAGACAUGGAGAGACAGGUUAAGGAUGACUGUGCCUCACGUAUGGAUAUUUUGAUUAAAGCGAAGGAAGCAGCCAGAGAGUAUGAUGAAGCCGUUAGAAGUGCUGCUGGUUUCCUCUGCCAGUCUGAAGCCAGCCUCCUGCCCAGACCAAUCAACGUGAGCUUCUGUGAACUGCAGCUGCAGCAACACCAGGAAAACCUGAGCAAGUGUCACGCUGGAUUCGAAUCCAAAAUCUCUGACAUGCAGCAAAUUCUCCCCCGACUGGAAAGCAUAUCUCACACUUUUUUGCCUCAACAUGCAAAUAUAUUAAGUGAAUUGCUUGUAAGGAACGCAGUAUUGAGAGGGCAAGCUGAAAUCAAGCUAGAAAGAAUGCAAAGGUGUGUUGAAAAGUACAAAAACUACAAAGAAUACAAGCAGGAGAUCUCCACUAAUUUCAAUAACUUGGAAAGGAUGUUUGCAACAUCUAUAUCUCAAAAAGCAACUUCUUACAAGGAAUCUGUAGAGCAGCUAGAAAAACUUAAGAUCUUGGUUGCAAAACUGGAUUCGAUGGAAGAUCUUGUAAAACUCAGAGCGUUAGCUUCAGAACUUCAGUGUGAAGAAUGGGACAGCUCCGGUAUCAAGCAAGAGGUCUCUGCUCUGUGGUAUGCAUGGCUCCAGCUUCAGCAGCCUGCAAAGGAGCAUCAAGUCAGCUGUGAAAAUCUCAACAAAGAAUGGAAGGCAGUCAAUGAAAACAUUGAAAGAGCUGCUGUCAUUCUGGACAAUCUACAGGAUGACCUGCCUGAAUGCUCCAAGGAGAAGGCAGCCAAAGAGGUCCUCCUUGACUUGCAGAAACAUGUGAAUCAGUAUGAAGACAGUGUUAACAAUGAGCAGUCCUCUUUGGUCUUCCUGGUGCACAAAGUGAAGGGUCUUCUGGGAGUCACGGAAAACGCUGAGGCGCCAUCCAUUCCCAUUUGUCAGGAGUUACAGGCAAUGCAAGAUCGUUAUAAAAAGUUGAAGCAGAAAGCUAUGAAGAGCCGCAGGUCAGUACACACAGAGAUCCAGGAGCGUGAGAAGGUGAAAGAUGAGAUCAGAGGGGUAAAGGAAUGGCUACUGCUUGUUGUGUCACUGCUGUCUGUCGUGGACCACACACCCAAUAUAACAGAAUUGGAGGAGGUUCAGACAGAGCUUGACGCCCAGAGGGCAGUUGUUAAAAACAUCAUGGCCAAGCUGAAAAUCAAGUACUCGAACAUGGACGCCAUCGUCCCUGCAGAGAUAGAGGCGCAGCUCCAGGAGGUGAGCAGGACUCUCCAGGAGGUGGGAGAACAGGUAGAAAAAGCUGUUGUGCAGAACAGGCAUCACCAUUUACUGCAUAACAAAAUUGAAGAUAUUACCAAUGGACUUCAAAACGUGGACAAAAUGUUGCAGCAAAAAAACCAAACAAUAAAUCAAGCCAAGGAAAUGCAAAAGCGGGUCUGGGAUGAGGUUGAUCGGUGGCAUUGCAGACUGACCUCGCUGGAGGCAGAGGUGCAGGACCUUGCUGAGCAGAACCCCAACCAGGCCCAGCAAAUGAUGGACAGUUUGAUGGAGCCACUGCAGCUCUAUCAGAGAGCAGCACAGCAGGCAGAACAGAGGACUGCUUUCCUUAGCAAGAUCACUAAUUGUCUACAAGAAUACAAUGAAAUGAUCAACAGCUCGAAUGUAUGGAUUGACGAUACUCAGGCCUGGUUAUCAAUGGAAUUCGUAUUUGAUUCUGCAAAAUCUCUGCACAAAAAUGUCAAAGCUUUACAAAUUGCAAGGGAUGAUGGGCUGCAGAGACAGAAGACUCUGCAGGGGUUUGCCCCUAUCCUUCAGGAGAUCUCCUUGGUUUGUGACACAAUGGCUUUGGAGCAACAGGGAAGCCAUGUGGACCAGAAAAUAACAGCAUUGCUGGAAGGAAUCAUGGGACCUCUUUCACAGUUACAGCAUGUGGCUACAGAACUGGAAGCCAUGGAGACUGAGGUUAAACUGAUGGAGAAAAAUGUUGCAAAAAUAAGGACCAUUUUGUCUUCCGAUGACAUGGAUGAGAUCUCUCCAGAAGAACAUCUCAGAAACCGAGAGGUUAUCCUGGAAAACAUUCAGUCAAUGAAGAAGACCAUAGCUGAGAUAAAGAACUAUGAACCCAGAGAGGCGAUCGCUUCCUUAGUGGUUUACAAAAGAGCAGAACAACUGUUGCCAGCAAUGGAGGAACUUGAGCACACGACUGUCCAGCAAAAAGCAGUGCUUCAGUCUGCGAUUGAGCAGUUGAUAGGACACAGACAGGACAUGGAAAUAGUGGUCCAGGAGGAAUAUCCAGAUGAAAUGUCCACAAGUCCUGCCGAAUACACUCAACCGCCAACUGGAUUUAGGAUUCCCCAGAUACCAGCGGAAGGAUAUUCUAUAGACAGAUUGUACUAUGAGGGACCAGACACAGGGUCUGAAGAUGGAGGCAGUACCAAGUCAUCAUCUUCUGAAACUCUGACUGGCAGCAUUCUGGAGGAACAUGAGGAAACUUUUACUGUUGAAGAUGCAACUGCUGUGGACACAGUGGAAAUGAGACCAGACAAUAAUGACAUGUGUGAAAUGCAAGCUAUUCCUCAAGAAACGACAUGCGGUGUUGUCAGUUUUGAACCUGAAGAACAUCAUACUCCAGAAGAUCUGAAUACUGAGAAUACAUCUUCAGUUCAACUGGAAAUAGAAGACAAUGAAAACAGCAGCAUGCAGCCUGUCCCUCAUGAAGAGGAACAUGAGGAAACUUUUACUGUUGAAGAUUCAACUGCUGUGGACACAGUGCAAAUGAGACCAGACAAUAAUGAAAUGUGUGAGACCCAAGCUAUUCCUCAAGAAAUGGCAUGCAGUGUUGUCAGUUUUGAACCUGAAGAACAUCAUACUCCAGAAGAUCUGAAUACUGAGAAUACAUCUUCAGUUCAACUGGAAAUAGAAGACAAUGAAACCAGCAGCAUGCAGCCUGUCCCUCAUGAAGAGGAACAUGAGGAAACUUUUACUGUUGAAGAUACAACUGUUGUGGACACAGUGCAAAUGAGACCAGACAAUAAUGACAUGUGUGAGACCCAAGCUAUUCCUCAAGAAAUGGCAUGCAGUGUUGUCAGUUUUGAACCUAAAGAACAUCAUACUCCAGAAGAUCUAAAUACUGAGAAUACAUCUUCAGUUCAACUGGAAAUAGAAGACAAUGAAACCAGCAGCAUGCAGCCUGUCCCUCAUGAAGAGGAACAUGAGGAAACUUUUACUGCUGAAGAUGCAACUGCUGUGGACACAGUGCAAAUGAGACCAGACAAUAAUGAAAUGUGUGAGACCCAAGCUAUUCCUCAAGAAAUGGCAUGCAGUGUUGUCAGUUUUGAACCUGAAGAACAUCAUACUCCAGAAAAUGUAAAUACUGAGAAUACAUCUUCAGUUCAACUGGAAAUAGAAGACAAUGAAACCAGCAGCAUGCAGCCUGUCCCUCAUGAAGAGGAACAUGAGGAAACUUUUACUGUUGAAGAUACAACUGUUGUGGACACAGUGCAAAUGAGACCAGACAAUAAUGACAUGUGUGAGACCCAAGCUAUUCCUCAAGAAAUGGCAUGCAGUGUUGUCAGUUUUGAACCUAAAGAACAUCAUACUCCAGAAGAUCUAAAUACUGAGAAUACAUCUUCAGUUCAACUGGAAAUAGAAGACAAUGAAACCAGCAGCAUGCAGCCUGUCCCUCAUGAAGAGGAACAUGAGGAAACUUUUACUGCUGAAGAUGCAACUGCUGUGGACACAGUGCAAAUGAGACCAGACAAUAAUGAAAUGUGUGAGACCCAAGCUAUUCCUCAAGAAAUGGCAUGCAGUGUUGUCAGUUUUGAACCUGAAGAACAUCAUACUCCAGAAAAUGUAAAUACUGAGAAUACAUCUUCAGUUCAACUGGAAAUAGAAGACAAUGAAACCAGCAGCAUGCAGCCUGUCCCUCAUGAAGAGGAACAUGAGGAAACUUUUACUGCUGAAGAUGCAACUGCUGUGGACACAGUGCAAAUGAGACCAGACAAUAAUGAAAUGUGUGAGACCCAAGCUAUUCCUCAAGAAACGGCAUGCAGUGUUGUCAGUUUUGAACCUGAAGAACAUCAUACUCCAGAAAAUGUAAAUACUGAGAAUACAUCUUUAGUUCAACUGGAAGCAGAAGACAAUGAAACCAGCAGCAUGCAGCCUGUCCCUCAUGAAGAGGAACAUGAGGAAACUUUUACUGCUGAAGAUGCAACUGCUGUGGACACAGUGGAAAUGAGACCAGACAAUAAUGAAAUGUGUGAGACCCAAGCUAUUCCUCAAGGAACGACAUGCGGUGUUGUCAGUUUUGAACCUGAAGAACAUCAUACUCCAGAAAAUGUAAAUACUGAGAAUACAUCUUCAGUUCAACUGGAAAUAGAAGACAAUGAAACCAGCAGCAUGCAGCCUGUCCCUCAUGAAGAGGAACAUGAGGAAACUUUUACUGCUGAAGAUGCAACUGCUGUGGACACAGUGCAAAUGAGACCAGACAAUAAUGAAAUGUGUGAGACCCAAGCUAUUCCUCAAGGAACGACAUGCGGUGUUGUCAGUUUUGAACCUGAAGAACAUCAUACUCCAGAAAAUGUAAAUACUGAGAAUAUAUCUUUAGUUCAACUGGAAGCAGAAGACAAUGAAAACAGCAGCAUGCAGCCUGUCCCUCAUGAAGAGGAACAUGAGGAAACUUUUACUGCUGAAGAUGCAACUGCUGUGGACACAGUGGAAAUGAGACCAGACAAUAAUGAAAUGUGUGAGACCCAAGCUAUUCCUCAAGAAACGACAUGCGGUGUUGUCAGUUUUGAACCUGAAGAACAUCAUACUCCAGAAGAUCUGAAUACUGAGAAUACAUCUUCAGUUCAACUGGAAGCAGAAGACAAUGAAACCAGCAGCAUGCAGCCUGUCCCUCAUGAAGAGGAACAUGAGGAAACUUUUACUGCUGAAGAUGCAACUGCUGUGGACACAGUGGAAAUGAGACCAGACAAUAAUGACAUGUGUGAGACACAAGCUAUUCCUCAAGAAAUGGCAUGCGGUGUUGUCAGUUUUGAACCUGAAGAACAUCAUACUCCAGAAGAUCUGAAUACUGAGAAUACAUCUUCAGUUCAACUGGAAGCAGAAGACAAUGAAACCAGCAGCAUGCAGCCUGUCCCUCAUGAAGAGGAACAUGAGGAAACUUUUACUGUUGAAGAUUCAACUGCUGUGGACACAGUGGAAAUGAGACCAGACAAUAAUGACAUGUGUGAGACACAAGCUAUUCCUCAAGAAAUGGCAUGCGGUGUUGUCAGUUUUGCAGGACCAGGUGAGCUGCAGCAGUUGCCAGGCAGACCUGAGCCUCACAGCAUACUCCAUGUCUGCCGGGAGCGGGCAGCCCAGCUCGAGUUUUGGCUGGAGAAAGCCACAGCGACCUUCAGGGCUGACCGGCAGGACAUGGAAAUGCAGCAGAGUGUGGCGCAGCAGCUUCUCAUGUGUCAGAGCAUGUUCCUGGAGAUCGAGCAGAAGGUAGCCUUCCUGUCAGACCUGGCCCAGCAGGAAGAGGCCUGGUGUCAGGAGGGCACGGCCAGCACACACCAGGAGGCAGAGGCUCUCUCCUCCAAGCUCGAGGGCCUCAAGUCCAGCCUGGUGAAGUUUCAGAUGCUGCUGCAGGAACGCCACAACGAGGAGCAGGAUGGCAAGCAUCCCAGUGAGACCCCCCUACAGCGCAGUGCAAGUGUGCAAGAGAUGCUGGCCUCAGCGAAGACCAAACUGAACCGUCAGGACAGCCUGCAACAGCAAAAGGAGCUGGAAAUGGAGCUGAGUGAACAGAAAGACCUAACAAAGUACUUAGCCCUGCACGGAGAGAGGAUGCUGCUGCAGAAGGAGGACGCUGACGCACAGCAACAGGCUAGUUUAAGGACCUCCGAUGAAGUUUCAAAGUCUCCCGAGGGGAUAUUCAUGAAACCGUUAACAGGAAUUGAAGCAUCAGCCCAUGAGUCUGAGGACCAAGCCAGCACAAAGUGGCAGCGCCUUCAGAAUAGGUUAUCCUCCAAACUGAAGACAUUGGAAGAAACUGCUCAUCAAGACUUGUUUUCUCAGGUAUCAAUAACAAGAAGUAGUUGUCCCAUUGCUGACAAAUUGGCAACUUACAGCAUCAGAUCACCUAAUGUGCUGGAGUUAAAAACAUAUAUAACUCAGCUGAGAGAACUCAGCCAGGAAGCCUCUGUCAUCCUGUCACAGGCCUGUCCUUCAAAAGAAUCGUGUUCUGAACUGGAUCAAAAUCUUCACAAUGUUUUGAAUGGCACUAACCUAAGCUUCAGCUGCAUUGAAGACGUGAUAUCCGGCUGUUACGAGAUGUCAAGGGAAGAUGCUAAACUGCAGCUCUCACAACUGGAGAACCUCCCAACGGAACUAGCUGAGCUGCACACUGAACUAAGCGGCUCAAAGGAGCCUUUGAUCCAGUGUGUCAGCUUCAUUGGUGGAGAGGAGGCUGUGCUGUCUGACUGCCUCAACAGUUUACAGUCCUGCCUCUGCCUGCUUCAGUCUGCUGUCUCCUCCAGAAGCACACUGCUGCAGGCCAGACUGGAUCACAUCACUGAUUAUCAGGCUGAGAUAAGACAGAUGCAUGCUUCCUUGUUUGAGAAAAGGUCUGUUUUAUUACAAGCGUUAAAUGAAGCAAGUGGCCAAAGCAUUGCUGUGCAACUGCAGGUGGCUGAACAGCUGGAGUCUACCCUGGCUCCUGAGGAGUGCCAGGUCUCAGCACUGAAGGAGCAGGGAGAGCGCCUUCACAUCCAGGCUGCUGUCAUUCAGGGGGUCUAUAAGCUGGAGGAUGUACUGGACAACACGUGGAGCACCCUGAGAGUCGCACGAGAGGAACUCAAAGAGAGCCUUACCACUGAGAUUCAGUACGAGAGCCUGUUACAGGGCCUGUCCAGCUUAGUGGACGCUGGUCACGAGAAACUCGCCCGCAACCAGCACCUUGUCCUGCCAAGCCGUACUGUGCUGAAGAACUACCUGAAGAAACAUAAGAAUUACUUCCAUAACCUUGGAAACCACCUGGCUGCUGUGGAGAGGUUCUCUAAGAAAGUACCAGUAGCUUUGGCAAGGAAGCAUGACAAGUUUUGGUUGGAUCUGGUGGAAGAAAUACGUUCUCUCCAGCAGCAAGCUCUUCAUCAUGGAAUACGGAUCCAGAGCAUGUUACAAGCCUGGACCCACUUUGACAAAAGUUCUACAGUGCUUUUAAAAGAGCUGCAGGAACUGGAAGCCAGGAUACCUACCAUAGGACUGGUGGAGGAAUCCGAAGAGAGAUUACUAGAACGACUAGCAGUCUAUCAGCAAAUUAAAGGUAGUCUGGAUGAAAAUUGCUCAAGACUCUCCCAGACACUGACAAAUGGGAAGAAGCUGUUGACGACAGUGAGCUGCACAGAACUGGAGUCCGGUCUGCGUCAGCUGGAGGAGAAGUGGCUGACUGUAAUGAAUAGAGUCGACCACGACCGUCACUGCUUAGAGACGCUAACGAAAUACUGGACAAGCUUUAGGAAGGGCUCCAUUGAGCUGAGCGUGUGGAUGAUGUCUGCAAUGGACAGACUGAGGAGCUUGAAACAGCAGUCCCUCAGUGUGCCUCAAGAUCUGGAGAAAGUUCGAGACCACCUCGGACAAUUCCUGGAGUUCAUGAAGGAAGUGGAUGCCAAGUCGUCUGUGAAGUCGUCGCUGAUCAGCACAGGGAACCAGCUGCUCCAGGUGAAGCAGACCGACACUGCCUCGCUGCAGAACCAGCUGGCUCAGUUUGAGCAGGGAUGGACGGAGGUUCUCACUCCCCUGCCAGGGAUCCAGGAGAAACUGCACCAGCUCCAGAUGGAGAAAGUGCCGUCUCGUCAGGCGAUCACAGAGCUGAAAACCUGGAUGAGCGAAAUUCAUGGGCUCCUGCGAGAAGAUGAGGAAAAGAUCAGCCGCCUGUCAACUACAGCCAGUGCAAAAGAGAUUCUUCAAAAGUACAAGGACUACAAGACAGAAAUGAACUGCAAGCAACUAAACGUGGAUUUUGUGAACCAAUCGGUGCUCCAGAUCAGCAGUCUCGACAUCCAAAGCAAACGCUACGACAUGGCAGAGUUUGCAGAGUGCCUGGGAGCCUUGAAUCUCCAGUGGCAGCUACUGCAAGGAGCACUCAGCAGCAAGAUGCGAGCUGUGGAACAUAUGCUCACGGUGUUCACAGAAAAGGAGAGAAAGAUGCAGCUCAUCAGCUGCUGGUGCAAAGCACAGGAAGAAAGGAUUCUGGGAUUUCAGACACCUGCAAGCCUCACCUCUGCUGAAAACGCACUGAAGGAUUGUCAGGAAAUUGAAGAAAAGCUGAAGAUAAAAUCAAAAGAAAUCCAAGAACUUAAGCAUUACUAUCUAUCUCCAGCUGACGACAGCAGUGAACAUCUGCACAUUGAUUUUAUUACACAAAUGGAUGAGGUCAAUGCUGACUGGACACGUUUGAACAACCAGGUUAUUCAGACAAAAGCAUCGCUCCAGUUGACUGUGCAGCAAUGGAAAGCAUUUGAUGAAACAUUCCAAGAGGUGGACUUGAAUAUAAUCAAGGCCAGGUACACACUGGAGCUCAGUCAUUUCCCUGUGCUGUCUUUCGAAGCUCUGAAAAGUCAGGUGGAAAAAUUGAAGUCUCUGCUGGAAGAUGCUGAGAAGAAUGAAGAGAGUUGGAAUGCACUCAGCAGUGUUUUCACCACCCUUAAAACCAUGUGCAGCCCCACAGCAGUUAAGCUGAUCACUGAAAACUUAGAAGAUGCACGUACAAGAUGGACUGCAGUAAAUCAAGAUUCCUCAGAUGAGCUCCGAAAGGCUCAGAGUUUAUAUCAGCUUUGGCAGAAGUACAGGAAUCUCUUCAUUGACAGCACCUUGCUGCUCAAGACACACGAAGAGGAGUGCAGUAAGCUUUUAAGCGCCGUCCCUUCAGAGGAAAGCACAGUGGAUUUCAUGCAGAGAAAAAUAGACACUAUUAAUAAACUCGUGAAUGAGACAGAAAACAUGCAAAGCAUCAUAGCCCCGGUGUCGGAGGCUUCGAAAGAACUAAUCCAACAGGUGGAUCCCUCAGCAGCUAUAUUGAUUGAAUCUGAAGUAACAAACCUGUCCAGCAGACUGGCGCAUUUGGGGAAGCUUCUGGCAAUUAAGCUGUUUGAGCGUCAGGAUGAACUCAAGCAACUUGAAGAGUUCAACAGAUGCUUGGCAUCACUGGAACAUCACUUGAAAGACUCUGAAGGAAUUGUGGCAAACACCAAGGACCCAAACAUCAGUGACCCAAGCACUAUGGACCAGUCCAGGACGCGUAUGCUAAAACUGUAUGCCAUUACCCCUGACCUGGAGUACUUGAAUGACCUCAGCUACAAGAUCCCUCUGAAUGAUGUGAACAUCAAGAGAGUGCAAACCUUGAACAGACUGUGGGCUCAGGCCUCAUCCCGGGCUCUGGAGAGAUGCAGUGAACUACAGGGAGUCCUCCUAGACAAGCAGAACUUUGUCCAGAAAUGUGAGAACUGGAUGAGGUUCUUGGAGAAGAUGGAAGACAGCUUGGCAGUGGAUAUUGCUGGUUGCUAUGUGGGCCUUAAGGAACAACAGAGAAUUCAUGAGUUGUUCCAAGCUGAAGUAUCAAUUGGUCAUCAAAUAUUGCAUUCAGUCAUCAAUGAGGGACGACACCUGCUUGAACGAGGGGAGGUGGAAGACAGGAGUGAGUUUAUCUUGAAGUUAAGCUUGCUUAAAGAGCAGUGGCAGGGUGCAAUACGCAGAGCUCAGCAGAGGAAAGGUGUCAUUGAGGGGCUUGUGAGGCAGUGGCACCACUACCAGGACUCCUUGAAAAAGCUGAAGACGUUCCUGUCUGACACUGCAAACCACCUGGAUCUCAGUAACAGCCAGGCCCACCACGGGCUUCACCAGACAAGGAGGGAGGUUGAAGAUAUUAAGCACAAAGAGAUGCUUUUCCAACGCCACCGGUGCAGCUAUAUCCUGACCCUGGAGACAGGCAAGCAGAUCUUCUCCAUGGCAAACCCUGAGACCGAGACCCUGUUGCAGGAGGAACUGUGUGAGCUGCAGGAGAGCUGGGAACACACGGAAACCCUGCUGAAAGAGAAGCAGCAGCUAAUGAACACUUCUCUGGAGAGCUGGGAGAAUUGUGAAAACAAAAUAAAUGAAUUUGGACGCAGACUUCAAGACAUCAAAAUUAAAGUGUCUGACCCACUUCCACAAGUGCAUGAAGAGUUACAAGCAACAGAAAAACAAACUAAGGAGGCAGAGGAAUCAUUAGAAGACUGGACUCGAAGCCUCGCAGAGCUGUCCACCAUGAAGACAGACCUGUCCCAGUAUAUUAUCACAGAUGAUGUGGUGAUUCUGCAAGAACAGAUCCAACAUUUACACAGCCAAUGGGAUGAACUCUGUUUAAAAGUGUCUCUGAGGAAGCAGGAGAUAGCUGACAGGCUUAACGCAUGGAUCAUCUUCAAUGAAAAGAACAAAGAGCUUUGCGAAUGGCUGACACAGAUGGAAAACAAAGUAUCACACAAUGCCGAGCUCAGCAUUGAAGAAAUGGUAGAGAAGUUGAAGAAGGACUGCAUGGAAGAAAUCAAUCUUUUCAGUGAAAACAAAACUCAUCUGAAGAUACUGGGCGAGCAGCUGCUCAACGCCAGCAAUAAAACUAAGGAGACAGAAAUAAAUGAAAAGUUGAAGGAUAUCAACGACCGCUGGCAGCAUCUGUUUGACCACAUCGAGGCAAGGGUGAAGAAACUGAAGGAGACCCAGGUGACGGUCCAGCAGCUGGAUAAGAACAUGAGUAACCUCCGAACAUGGCUGUCUCACAUUGAGGCUGAGCUCUCCAAGCCUGUGGUUUACAACAUCUGCGAUAACGACGAAAUCCAGAAGAAACUGUCCGAGCAGCAGGAUCUGCAGCGUGAUAUUGAGCAGCACACAGACGGCGUGGCGACUGUGAUUAACCUGUGCGAUGUCCUCUUGCACGACUCGGAUGCCUGUACCACUGAAACCGAAUGUGACUCCAUCCAACAGACAACCGCGAGCCUGGACAGGCGGUGGAGGAAUAUCUGCGCCAUGUCAAUGGAGAGAAGAAUGAAGAUUGAAGAAACCUGCCGGCUUUGGUCCAAGUUUCUGGAUGAUUAUUCUCGUUUUGAAGACUGGCUGAAAACAGCUGAGAGAACUGCUGCCUGCCCCAACUCUGCCGAGGUUUUAUACACUAGUGCAAAAGAAGAGCUGAAGAAAUUUGAGGCGUUUCAGAGACAGGUUCACGAGAGGCUUACCCAGCUGGAGCUGGUGAACAAACAGUACCGACGACUGGCUCGGGAGAACCGCACCGACACGGCCAGCCGGCUAAAGCUCAUGGUCCACGAGGGAAACCAAAGAUGGGACAAUCUCCAGAAAAGAGUAGCUGCCAUUCUGAGAAGACUGAAGUACUUUACCUCUCAGCGGGAGGAGUUUGAAGGAACGCGGGACGGCAUCCUUGUGUGGCUGACUGAGAUGGACCUGCAGCUGACCAACGUUGAGCACUUCUCAGAGAGCGACAUCGAGGACAAGAUGAGGCAGCUGGACGGAUUUCAGCAGGAGAUCACUCUGAACACCAAUAAGAUCGACCAGCUGAUUGUGUUCGGGGAGAACCUGAUACAGAAGAGCCAGCCGCUGGAUGCCGUGCUGAUCGAGGAUGAGCUCGAGGAACUUCACUCCUACUGCCAGGAAGUGUUUGGGAGAGUUGCUCGCUUCCACCACAGGCUCAUCAACAAGGGCCCUGUCUCUGAAGAUGAAAAGGAGUCCUCUGACAGGGACACAGACCUUGAAGACUCGGCAGAGCUGCAGGGUAUCGGCUGGCAGGAGAAGAUGGGGCAUGAGGUCUCUCCCUCUUGCCAGUCCAUGUGUCAGCUGAUGCCCCCAACGCCUGGACAGGAGCGGUCCGGCCGCGAGACCCCCAUCAGCGUGGACUCCAUCCCGCUGGAGUGGGACCACACCGUCGACGUGGGGGGCUCUUCAUCCCACGAAGACGAGGAAGAGCCAGUUUACUACAGCGCACUGUCAGACGUAGAAAUCGCUGAAAAUCCAGAGUCCUUUGUUAAAAUGACUUCCAAAACAUUGAAAGCAACUUCUGUAAAAAGCCCCUCUGAGCCUCCGAGCUGGCACUCGCCUGAUCACCAGGACAGCAGGAAGCAGAGAAUCCAGACCGAGAUCAUUCGGAACCUCUCCUCCACCUCCCCAACCACUAGCACCCCUUACAAACUGGGAUAUGUUAAGUUGAUGUCUGAGUGCAGUGGCAGCAUCGAUAGUGUAAAACGGGUCAAACUGAUACUGAACGAUGAGGAGCAACUGGAAGAGCAAGGGCUUGUGGGUCUGACCACUGCGGAGAAACAGUCGGGUGUUAUUGAGCGCUGGGAGCUGAUUCAAGCCCAGGGCCUCAGCAACAAACUGAGGAAGAAGCAGAAUCUACAGCAGUGGCAGCAGCUCAACUCUGACCUUCAUGACAUCACUUCCUGGAUGAAACAAAUUGAGCCUGAACUGGACGAGCUACAGAAACUAGAGUCUUCAACAAGCAUUCAGGAUAUAGAAGGCAACAUAAAGAAACUCAAAGAAAUUCAGAAGGCUUUUGAUAACUACAAGUCUGUAGUCAUCUCCCUCAAUCUGAUCAGCAAAGACUUUCAGCAAGCAGACAGUGACGAAUCUCAGGAGCUGCAUGGCAGGCUGGGACUAAUGAACCAGAGCUGGGUGCAAGCCUGCAAUAAACUGGACUGCUGGAAAGAAGGAUUGCAGACUGCACUCAUGCAGUGUCAGGACUUCCAUGAAACCACGCAUGAUCUGCUGCUGUGGCUGGCACAUGCAGUGAGCAGAAGGUACACAGUUGAUCUCGCUGAUUCCAAUAUCAAGUCCUGCGUUCUUCAGGAACAUCAAAAAACACUAAUGCAGCUGGAGGGUGACUUGCUGGAAAAGCAGUUGCAGGUCAGCUCACUGCAGGAGAUCUCUACCCAUCUUCUGGUAAAAGCCGACGAGGAAGACCAUAUAGAAGCCAAAGAAAAAGUGCAUGUCAUUGAAAACAAGCUGAAGCUGCUUCUGCGGGAGGUUUCCCAGGAUAUGCAGACGAUUCAGAAGAAGCUGGAUACAUGCUCUUCCUUUGCAUCACUGGAUGAAGUAGACUGCAGCGAUAUUGCAAUGACCAACACUCCACUUUCCCAAAUCAAGGAGGCAAGUGAAGAAAAAAUAACAGCAACCAAGGCCUCCACGAAUACCAGGCCUGGGAGACGAGAGUCCUCCCCACCACGCUCCUUCUUUUACCGCGUGCUGCGGGCAGCCUUCCCCCUCCAGGUUCUCUUCCUCCUUCUCCUGGUACUUGCAUGUCUGGUGCCACUCACUGAGGAAGACUACAGCUGUUCCCUGUCAAACAACUUUGCAAGGUCCUUCUACCCCAUGCUGAGAUACACCAAUGGACCCCCUCCCACUUGAGGGGGAGAGCAUCUAGAAAAUGAUUUCACAAAGCACCUUGGAUUCCCGCACUGCUGAAAACACUGUAAACAGUGAUUACUGUACCAUAUACCCUCAGUAUGGAAUCGGUCACUCCUUAAAGAGUACACCGAGUCCUCCAGCUACUGAAAAGUAGCCUCUCACACAUGUGCAUUGUGCUUAGGAAGACAGCCUAUAUUUAAAAAGAAAUUGUACAUAACUGCAUAUUCAUGAUGCAAUGAAUGUCAGUGUUUUUAAGUUUAUUUUAAAGUAUUACGAGAAAUUGUCUCAUUGUUUAAUAUUUGGGAGUGAUGCUUGAUUUAAGAUGUCCUCCAAAGGCUGUAUGGAUAUUUACAAAAAAUACAUAUAUUUUUCAGAAAUGUAAAUAAAAAAAAAAGAAUAUCCAAAGUAUUUUUCAAAGCUCACAGAAGCCCCUAUUUACUGUAUAUCAGCAUGGACAUGCACUAUCUACAACGAAAUGUGGAAAGCAGAGAAAUUAAGAAAUUACAUUUUUUUAUAAACACUAGGGGGUAGGGGGGCAUCUUUUCAGAAAAGGCUUUAUUAAUGAAAGUAGCUGGUAUGUGUCCAGGGCAGUUUUAAUUUAUUUUUACCCUUGUAUCAAUGUCUGACGCUUUUCAACACCCACCUUUAGCAGUUUCUGGUGUGUAUUAAAGAAACGAUGUAUCUACCACCAUUGGUUUAAUUGUUUUUAACUUGAUGGAACCAAGAACACAUAAUGGAACAUGUGCAUUUCUAUCACGGUUCGCUGAAGAGUCUCUAGUUGUAGUUUCUACAAGUAUUUGUAUCCAGUCUAUUUUUGCAUGAGGUGUCAUACACUGUACCCAUUUCUGCCAUUCACUGGGUUUUAGUUUAAAGAUAACAUGUACAAAAAUGUAAUAAUAAUAAUGUUUGCUAGAUGCUGAAUGUUGUACAGUGUUUUGGAAAUUGUGUUAUCAUGUGUGACAACUACUGUAAUGGGGUGGGGGGUCAGGGACAUAUAGAAAGUAAUGGUGUGGACAGUAUUUGAUUAUAUUUUAAAGAAACUAUUUGUGGGAUGUACAGUGUAAACCUCUUUACUGUCAAUAAACCAACUUUUGGCCAUGUUCAUCAAACAAACAGGAA
Messenger RNA from Acipenser ruthenus (sterlet), 30061 nucleotides. RefSeq names its product nesprin-2-like. Gene Ontology annotation, cellular component: membrane. Gene Ontology annotation, molecular function: protein binding. Lineage: Eukaryota; Metazoa; Chordata; Actinopteri; Acipenseriformes; Acipenseridae. The record is from RefSeq and is a predicted model, not a curated record. The transcript is spliced from 160 exons. Bases 224 to 28942 code for a protein of 9572 amino acids.